Molecule: messenger RNA, 516 nt
Organism: Colletotrichum graminicola M1.001
Lineage: Eukaryota; Fungi; Ascomycota; Sordariomycetes; Glomerellales; Glomerellaceae
Product: Mpv17/PMP22 family protein
Exons: 3
Coding region: 1-516 (171 amino acids)
Cellular component (GO): cytoplasm; mitochondrion; membrane
Source: RefSeq, a predicted model, not a curated record
AUGCUCGGCUGGUAUCGGGCAAGACUCGCGGCUCGUCCGCUGCUCACCCAGAGCAUCACCACCGGUGUCCUCUUCGCGACCGGUGACAUCACCGCCCAGCAGCUUGUCGACAAGCGCGGCCUUGAGAAGCAUGACUUUUCCCGCACUGCCCGAAUGGCCCUUUACGGUGGUGCCAUCUUCGGCCCCAUUGCCACGAACUGGUUCAAGUUCCUCCAGAACAACGUCGUUCUCAAGAACAAGAACGCCGAGAUCCUCGCCCGUGUCGUCGUCGACCAGGGCGUUUUCGCUCCCGUCAUGAUUGGCGUCUUUCUGUCAUCCAUGGCCACUCUCGAGGGUGGCUCGGUCCAGGAGAAGCUCGACAAGAACUACAAGACGGCGCUUACCUCCAACUACAUGCUCUGGCCUUUCGUGCAGAUGGUCAACUUCAAGCUCAUCCCUCUUCAACACCGCCUCCUCUUUGUCAACGUCAUUAGCAUCGGCUGGAACUCCUAUCUCAGCUUCUUGAACAGCAAAUAA